AAUGAAAAGCAAUGCACCAGCAGAUGACAGCGGCUCACUUCAAGAGCAGGUGAAGCAAGAUGGGACAAUGUUGAAGAUGUUUGCUCACACUGGGCAAUCAGGUGCAGAUCAGACCCCAAUGCUGCGACGUCUUGGGGUGUACUCACACUAGGCACACCGAGUACGAUUGUCCCCCCUCCCCACUCCCCCUCUGGCCUGCACUCACAUAGGGUUUCAGCAUUCGUGCCGGAGCACGCUUACGUCAUCAUUAUGGUGCGACGGUUUCCAUAGGUUUCGGGAUAAACAAGAAGAGCGGCGCUCUCUGAACACUAUGGAGUCCAUCGCUCUGUUUUCUUUGUGGAUAAUUUUCUGUCGUUUGGUCCACAGCCCUCUCACAGCCUGUUGUUAAACAUAUGUGUCGCCUUUGUGGCGCGAAAAUUUUCACGUAAUCGUGCUGCUCGUAUGAGGAGGUUUGCAAGGUACCAGCUGAAGUGCAGAAAGGACUUUGCAGCUUUGAUUACGGACUACAGUUCCUAAAACCAUGACUUCACGCGUCCUGUUCCGUGCCCGAGUCCAACUGAACCGUGCUCUGGCCCACCUCUUCCAAGCUGGCCAGGGCUGGCUAAUCGAGCCGCGCCCGGGCACGGUUCGGACCACUCAGAAUAGUCCAACGAACCGCGCUUUGGUGGUCAAACGCGCUCUGGCACGGUUCAAACUGGCUAGUGUGAGUACACCCUUGGAGAAUUUGGUGAUGUUGUGCGUAGCAUGGACAACAAAAUGGACCCUAUGCUGCAACAUUUUGAGUGCCAAUAUGUCUUUUGGAGAGUUAUCCCUGCCAGGGGAUCUGUUACUCCCCCUAGACACCCAGGAAAAUUUGCCGUUUCUUGACAACAGUAUGAGGCAGGAUAAAGAACUCCUGGAACAAUUUCUUCGGUUUUUGACAAUCAAAUGUGAGAGGGACCUAAAGACAACCAUGUGGCGAAUGCUUCAGAGUAUCUUCUCUAAUCACCUUUCCAUCAAUAUAACCUGGUCUGGUGUAGGUGAUAAAGCAUGUUUUAGAGACAUGUUCCUGAAGACCAUUGUUCAAAGAGCCAUCCGGAAGAACCCGGCGACCCAGGAUGCCACUGAUGAGGCGAUCCAGGUUAACGUUACACAUCACCUGAAAGGAGCAUCUGACCAUGCAGGUGGAAAAAGGCACCGCUGAGUGGGACCCACAGCCGACCCCUUAAACCUAGGCUGACUACUGACACCCCAGCAUCACUUGACAACUGGAGCCCUUUUUUUAUCCUGCAGACAGUAACUUCAAGACAUCUAAAAAAGGCUUGUUACAGUGCUUAACUCUUCUAUUUAAAUAUAGCUUGUAAAUCCUAGAUUAUACAUCUAAUACUUGAUUUCUCCACAUUAUCUGGUAUCAAAUAUUCUACUUGCCGUGACUUUAGUAUUGGCUUAUUUCAUUCCGUCAUUGCUUAACGAUUCUACAUGCUCUAUGCACGAACCCUGCUGACGUAUGUCCGAAAGAAUCUCAGCCAGCUUCUUUACUUCCACAAGCGCAUUCUGCAGGCAAAGUAUAUAGCGGCAAAACUUUAAUAAAAUUCAUAAAGUUCAUUUCUUUCACUUUUCAUACCUCUGAUACUUGAAAUUGCAUUUUACCUGGUACCAAAUAUUCUACUUCAUUCUGUCACAGUGCUUAACUGUUAUUCUAUUGUUAAAUAUAGCUUGUAAAUCCUUGUGCCACAGGUCAGCAUUGCAGUUAUAAUGGUAUAUUCUCAAAUUAUUUGGUGUCCUUCACUUUCUUUGGUACCAAAUAUCCUCAUUACUUGUGUUUACUGGUAAUUCUUUUCAUCCCAGAGCUGAACUCUUUAUGUUAUUAGCAAGUAUUGUAAGUGUUAUACAGUGUUUUAUAUAUAUAUAUAUAUAUAUAUAUAAAGUGUUUUUUAACUAUAAAA
Pimephales promelas (fathead minnow) is the source of this 1925-nucleotide messenger RNA. The record is from RefSeq and is a predicted model, not a curated record. Lineage: Eukaryota; Metazoa; Chordata; Actinopteri; Cypriniformes; Leuciscidae.